ACACCGACACCCGCCCUCUCCUCCUGCGGCGCGAUAAAUACGUCCUCCAUGAUGGCGGCGCCUCAGUGCUACAUAUGAGCUGCUCGCGAAGGCCGUGCUGUCUGGCGGGAGCCGUCCCUUCGUCUUCAGUGCACCCUCUCAUCAGCUGAUAGUCACAGUUCGCCGGGCGCCAUGAGCGUGCUGGACAACUCGCCCAAUGCCAAGCUGGACAAGACGCUGCUGGACAAGUACCUGCGGCUGCCGCUGCCAGAGGGAAAGGUGCAGGCCACCUACAUCUGGGUGGAUGGCACCGGCGAGAACGUGCGUGCCAAGGACCGCACCCUGGACUUCCUACCCAAGGCACCCAAAGACUACCCCAUCUGGACCUACGACGGCAGCUCUACCUACCAGUCGGAGGGCAGGAACUCUGACAUCUACCUGUACCCGGUAGCCGUAUACAAGGACCCGUUCAAGACCGGUGGCAACAAUGUGCUGGUGCUGUGCGAGACAUACAACUACAACAAGGAGCCCACAGAGUCUAACAAGCGGCGGGCGUGCGCGGAGGCAGCGGAGCGCGCUGUCGACACGAAGCCGUGGUUCGGCAUCGAGCAGGAGUACACGCUGCUCGACAUGGACGGUCGACCGUGGGGCUGGCCCACUAAUGGCUUCCCCGGGCCGCAAGGGCCCUACUACUGCGGCGUGGGCGCCGACAAGGUGUUCGCGCGCGAGGUGGUGGAGGCGCACUACCGCGCCUGCCUCUACGCCGGCAUCGACCUGGCCGGAACCAAUGCUGAGGUCAUGCCUGCUCAGUGGGAGUUCCAGGUGGGCCCCGGGGAGGGCAUGAAGUGCGCGGACGACUUAUGGGUGGCACGCUACAUCCUGCACCGCAUCGCCGAGGAGUACGGGAUCGUGGUGACCUUCGACCCCAAGCCCAUGGCGGGCAACUGGAAUGGCUCCGGAGCGCACUGCAACUUCUCCACCAAGGCCAUGCGCGAGGAUAAUGGUAUCAUCGAGAUCGAGAAGGCCAUCGACAAGCUGUCCAAGCAGCACCUCAGGCACAUCCAGGCGUACGACCCCAAGGGCGGGAAGGACAACCUGCGACGGCUCACGGGACUGCAUGAGACCUCGUCCAUCCACGACUUCUCUGCUGGCGUGGCAAACCGUGGUGCGAGCAUCCGCAUCCCGAGAGGCGUCGCCGAGGACAAGAAGGGUUACCUGGAGGACCGCCGCCCAUCAUCCAACUGCGACCCGUACUCUGUCUGCAAUGCUCUCAUCCGUACCUGCAUACUGGACGAGUGAAUUAUGUGCUACUUGUUACCACAAUUUGAAUUUUUUUUUUUUAGCUUUUUUUAAUGUAUCGUCUUUGGCUUUUACCAAGUUUUUCUUAUAAUUUUAUUCGCUGCAAUAUUUGUUUUUUUCUUCACUUGUUUUCACAUAUUUAAUUUAUUUCUGUAAGUUAUUUGUCAAAAUUAGUAUUUGACAUUUAAUACCUGAUCAAGGAAGGUUUUGGUGUUUGCACUGCUUUAGUGAAGGGAGGCAACACAGUUUUUUUUUAUCUUUUUCUACAUAUAAUACUUAAGACAAAUUUGUUGCUUAACAUAUGAACGAAAUUAAAUUACUUGUAUCACAAAGUCUGAGAAUAAUCUACACUGCAUGCACUAGAAAAACUCCAUCUCGAAAUAUGAAUAACUGUAAGAUAUGCAAAAUGUUCAUACAUUUUGCUUGUACGGAUGGUAAUGAUACUUAAAGUAAUGUGAGUAAAAAAAUCCAAAUGUGUAUUAAAAUUAAUUUGACACGUUUAAAACAUGUAGUUUAAAAAUUCUUGCUGUAGGGGAAGGUCGGGCAGUACCGGACACCUUAGGUUUUCUUUUAAUAAAAAUAUAACUUACUGCAAAAAAUGAAAUGUACAUAUGUCUCUGGAAUUGUACUUUAAUUAUUUAUAAUGCCUAAUAAAGAAAAUGGGCCAAAACAUUUAGAAAUAUUAGUAUUUUACAUUUGAACAAACAGUGGUAUUUGGAAGUUUCAGUAAACUGGAGGGUUAUAUCGGACAGUCAUUUCCCCUUCAGAUUUUUACAAAAUACCGCCUGUAAAUAACAUUUAGGUUUUCUUACAAACAUCACACUUAUAAAAUACAGCAUCCCCUUCAAGGUCAGCACAGUUUUCAUGUGCCCAUCCUUUACAUAUGGUACAUUGUAUCCAAUCCUCACUGAAAUUUUCACCGCAAAUGAUACAGUCAGUAGUCUCUUCGUUUGUUGCACAUGGAACUUUUGGUUGGGGUGUUCUAUGCAUUGAUGUUUUUCUGAGAUGUUUCCCUUUUAGUUUCUUAGUGGUUUGCGACUUUUGAUUCACAUUCAACUUGCAUCUUUUUGCUUCAAGCUCAUUUUUGUAUGGGCUAGAUGUUAGAACUUCACUUCUGUCUCCCCGUCGUUUUCGUGAGGCCAACUUGGCAACUGCACUGCUACGAAGUGGAGAAAUUUGUUCUACUACAUUGAAGGCUGAAGUGUGCAGUACAGUGCUUUCAGAACCUUCCAUUCUGGAGCAUGAUGGAGUUGACAUUUGCUGUGUUGUUAGACCUACUGCUUGAUCUGAAGUUGAAGGCUCUGGUGAACUCUGUCUUCGAACACACGGUGGAGAUUCUUCUUGAACAGUGAUUGGUAAGUCAUUCAAACUAGUAUGGAAAUCCAAGUCUGUGAAUAUGCUACGGUUGAGUGGGUAAAUUCCAGUGCACAUGAAUGCUGAUUGAGCGAGUUCCAUUCUGCAGACUUUUGCUAAUGCAUAGUUAACCAGUCCAGCUAUGUCCUUGAGAGCAAUUUUCAGCUUUGGAUAUUUUCGCAUCCACAAAGAACAUGCUUCAUUGAAAGCAUUCUUAAAUGGCUUCAUAACUACUCUGUCCAGUGGUUGCAUUUUGUGAGUUGUAUGAGGUGGUAAACUCAGGAUAUGGACGUGGUGGGAACGAGCAAACAGAAUCACUUCUAAGUCCUUGUGACUUGAAUGACCAUCAACAAUUAACAGUGUAGGGUUCUUUUCACUUGGCACAACUCGUUCAACAAAUAAUUUGAACCAUUUUAGGAAUCCAUCUUUGGUUAUCCAACCACUUUGUUGUCCGUCAAACACACUUCCAACAGGAGCAUCUUUAGUGAGAUCCUUAUCGAUGCGAACUCUGGGGAAAACAAAGAGUGGGGGAACAAACAUGUCUCCAGAAGCAUUGAUGCAUAAGAGAACAGUUACAUUUCUUCCUCUUUCGCCUGAUGUUAAUUUCCCCACUUGUUUCUUUCCCUUUAUUGUCAUGACUUUCAGUUGAUUGUUGUGAACACAGGAUACCCCAGUUUCAUCUGCAUUAAAGAUCCGCGAUGGACUAAAUGAAUAUUUGUCCAUUAAUUCAGUCAGCUUUUCAUAAAACCGAUCAACUUGUUCUUUAUUAAACCCUGCAGCUCGCUGCAAACUUGUGGAUUCUGCAGACCUUAGGCUCAAAUCGGGGUGCCUCUUCAUGAACUCAUAAUAGAAGUCUUUCCCAGCCCUCUCUUUUUGCUUAUUGAAGCGAUGAUCAAUAUUUAGGUGUUCUGCCAAGUCAAAAGAUAAUUUAAGAAAUUCAUCUCGAGUUAAUGGCAUGAGUUGUCUAUCUAAAGCUUUAACAUGGUUGUAUAACUGCUCCUCGUGUGCAUCACUGAAUGUAUUACUGAAAGUACCCAUGUGUGGUUUCAUAAUUGCCUCAUUUCCCGAACCAAGUUUAAUGAGUCGAUCACCUAGUGUACUCUUCGGAACAGAAAAUUGUUCACUUGCUUCUCUAAUGCUCAUUUCUUUAUUUAUAACAUGCUCUACUGCUAAUUUCAUAUCUUCUUCUUUCCACCUUCCCCUUCUUUUCUCCAUUUUCUGCAAAUAGAAAGAAUACUUGAAUCAGAAUAGACGGGAAAUUACUCUACCAUUGUGUCCGAUACCACCCGCAACCGUCCGAUAUAACCCUCCAGCAGGUUGUCCGAUAUUACCCGACGGACAUGCCAUCGAAAUUACGUCAUAAAAUAUUUAGUAUUUGUCGCACACAGAUGUUACACUGUAUGGUAAUAUAUAAAUGGUUAGUACACAAGUUACUAUACUUAAACUUAUAAAUAUCUUACUUGUUAUGUUGUAACAACCCGGCAAAGUUAUCUUCGUGCAGAAGAUCUUGGCCUAAAAUCAAUAAAACGUAGCACUACUCAACAAGCAGACAACGCACGAACUCAUAAUGGCGACACUGCGUGUCCUUCACAGAGACCUACGAGACAAACGACCGACUGGUGCUGCCCCUAGCGCGCACCUCUGGAAACUGGUACUGUCCGGUAUCACCCGCUGUCCGGUAUUACCCGACCUUACUGGAGCGGCAAAAAAAUAUAUUACUUUAAAACAAGGCUUAGUAUGUAAACAUACUAUUUUACUUAAUUGGUGAAUCCAGCAUCAUUCGAUUAUAAACACCAACUUAUUGAAACAGUGUUCCGGAAUCCACAAGUUACUUUCUAAUUUCUACCUUUAAAUUAUACACUCCUCCAUUAUAAGGCUUGCAUAUUCUGGUUAUUAGUUCAAUUACAUAUGUAGAAAAAAAUAAAAAAAUAUUUCAUUUACAAUUUUUUUUAAAGCACUAUUGAAAGUUUAUUGCAAGAGUGUUCAUGGCUAGUAACUAAGUAUGUAUUUAUAUAAUACUGCAGAUCCUUUCACUCACACAGCUGCUGCAGCUGCAUCUUUUUGCUUGAUGGGUAUUGAAAACCAGCUCCUCCUCUCAGUCAGACACGACACAGUUUGAGCACUAGAGACGCUGGGUUGUUCAUUUCCAUCAGCAGGAACGAGAGAAGAUGGAAGAGGAAUUGCCAAGGCUGAAUCCUCAACAUUUCCAGGUGGAGUUUGUAAUCUCUUCACUCUGCCAGUAUCAAUUUUAGGGAGAGCAUUCUUCAAAAUACUACUUAACUGAUGUGGUUUUCAUGAUGACUGGGGAGUUGCAUUUGCCAGCUAUUUGUCUUUCUCUACCUUUUAUUUUGAGUUGCAACUCAACACAGACUUGCAGUUCUCUUUGUUGAAUAAGCAGAUAAGCGGAGCGUACACUACUUUAUGUUUGACCUUCACCCAUUUUGAACUCUGGCUUCAUUUUCUUCUGAAUCUGCAGUCUACGUAUGUAUGUACAUAGGCACUUAUAUUUUUUCUGCUUCUUCCUAUGCUUUAAAUUAAAUUUGAUAAAUAACUUUGAGAAAUAAAUUGAAUAUGCAAAAACAAGUAAAGAAUCAAAAAUACUAAAGGAAAUAAAAUUACAAAAACAAAAGCCCUUGGUAAAAGUCAAAAAUGCUAAUAAAAAAAUACUAUAACAAAAUUAAUGUGGUAGCAAGUAUUACAAUGGCACUGGUGUAGGCACAUCACACUUGGGAGCUGAUAACAUCUACAAUUAGUUCUAAACAGACCAUUUUUUAAAAAUAGUUAUUGUUUUGGAGUUUAUUUCCCCCAGUUAACUGUAUAGUCAUUUUUUAUGAUUGUAUGAUCAAAUCAACAAGAUGUACACACUAUUGAAAGGUAUCGUAAUGUUCUGAAAAAUAUGGUAAGAAUGUAGAACAAUAUCAUAUAUUUUUAUAAAAGAACAAUUUGUAUGAUGUAACUGGUAUGCCAGAUGACUAUAAUCAUGACUGAAGCACUUUGAAAAUGAUGCAGUAAAUAAUGUGUGUAAUUAAUGGUAGUAAUUGAUACAUUUGUAUGUGAAGACAAAGUGGUUGGAUUUUAAAACAUAUUUUAUUGCAAGUUACAACAUUUUGAAUUUACUGAUAUUAAGCUUUACCAAAUUUUAUCGGACCAUGAUUAAAGAGCUGCGAGUCGAUAAAAUUGUUUUUUUUUUUUUUUUUUUAAAUAUUUGUGUUUUAUUGUGCAUUUGAAUUUAACUGUUACCGAUUGUGAAGGAUUAAAUAACCUUCGUUCUUUUCGGUGUUUGGUUUACACAAAAUGUUUGAAACACUUCAUAAUGCUCACCAUAUAUAUAUAUAUAUAUAUAUAUAUAUAUAUAUAUAUAUAUAUAUAUAUAUAUAUAUAUAAAAGCUAGUUACAUUGUUAAUUUUAUAAAUAUGUAACAAAAUCUUAGUUUUAUUUAAUGUCCAAUAAAAACAUUUUAUUGGUGCCUUGUUCAUACUGCCAUUAAUAUUGGCUUUCUUACUGUGUUGAAGUACCUAAAUUCUUUUGUCACAUGUGUUUUGUAUAAAAUUGUGACAACGAUCCAUCUAGUAUUUUAAUGCAAAUCAUUGAUUUUAUUAAAGAUUGUUUUUUUUAUCUAUAAGAAAGUAAUCUACCAUUUUUAUGUGGGUUGGGGGGGGGGGGGGUGUCUUUUAUUUUUCUUUACCCUCUUUUAAAAUUCUCUGAAUAAGUGAAUUUCUUUGUUUUUGUUUUUAAUUCAACACACAUUUUAUCACUUUGUUCUACGAACACGAGAUAAUGUGGUGACGAGGGAGAGACAAACAUGUCCGAAGAGGCUGGUCGCCAGCCAUGUCCCAUGCCGAUGCAGCCUCUAGCCAGACUGUGUAGAGAACACUUGUGUGGCUCUUGCUGCUCUGCCCAUCCCGUCGCACUGGCUCAGUGCAUUUCCGUGACAUCAUUUUUGUUUUAGGGUGUCUACUUUUUAAGCCUUGCGUAUUAUGCUUUGUUGCAAAUGAUUGAAACAGAUGUGGACUACAUGUUAUAUUAUAUAUAUUUUAAGUCCAGCAAAUUUUAGUUUUUAUUAAAAACUUUUAGCAUGCCUUAAAGCAUCUCAAUUACUCAACAGAGGUUCAUCAUGCAUUUACACAUCUGGUUAACAAAUGCAUAACAGCUUCUGUAGUCACGAUUUUAAAAUAUUUUUUUAAAACUUGUAAUUGGCAAAAUACCAAUAAUUAAAUAUGUAGGUGAAGGUAGGUCUUAAAUGUUUCUACACACUUAUAAAAAUCUGUACAAUCCACAGGUGUAUCGUUAAUUCAUGCUCUUGAGUGCCCUGUCAAAUCCAAGCACUGUACAUUUUCAACCAAGUUAUAAUUUUGAUAUUGCUAUGUUGGUAUAUGUAUUCCAUUACACUAUUUUUUUAAAACAAUUUGCAGGGUACUUAGUAAAAAAUAGUGUGAUUACUGGCAAAUAAAAAGGUAACUAAAAUAGGUUAGAGAGUAACUUGAGAGAAAAAAAAGAUAGUAUUACUGUAGAUGCUACCAACACAACACUGUAAAAGGCACCAUCAUCAUUUUGUUAACAGGUUUAUGCACAGAGUAUUUUUUCUCUUUACUUUUAUAACAAAACUUUAGAUCUUAAAAACUUUUAUGUGAAAGCUUUGGUGAGUAUGUGAAGAAAACGUUCUGCAUCUGUUUGUGUAUGAUAAAUUAUAACCGUUAUUAAACAACUAAAUAGUGGGGACUCAGAGAUGAAACUGUUUAUUGAUGUAUUAUAUGCUGUUGCACAUUCCACACUAAUGCAAAAUGUAAACAUAAUAUUUACUGUAGGUGCUAGACAGAAAAUUAGUAUUUUUAUUAUGUGGUAGGAAGGUGUAAUGGUAAUGUUACGAGUUUAUUUUUAAAUAAAGUUGUUUUAAUGUUUGUUUAGUAGCAUGGAAAUAUAAAAUACUCAGAACUGUACAAAAAAAAUGUAUAUUCUAUAUAAGAAGUUACAAAAAAAAUUAUGUUUUUGAAAUAAAUGUUUCUCCUAUUUUAUGAAUUUAUGAUCGGCAAAAUGCAUGUUUUUAAAGAUUUC
This is a messenger RNA of Bacillus rossius redtenbacheri, 7683 nucleotides long. RefSeq names its product glutamine synthetase 2 cytoplasmic (gene Gs2). The transcript has 7 exons. Gene Ontology annotation, molecular function: glutamine synthetase activity. NCBI's taxonomy places the organism in Eukaryota, Metazoa, Arthropoda, Insecta, Phasmatodea, Bacillidae. Gene Ontology annotation, cellular component: cytoplasm. The record is from RefSeq and is a predicted model, not a curated record. The coding region runs from base 172 to 1278 and encodes 368 amino acids.